AUGCCGGGCGACCCCUUUAUGCACACGAUGCUACUAUACUUCCCGCUCUUCGUCUUUUUGUAUUUGGGCCUUUUAAGUGAGCUCCGGCUGAUGACGGGCUCGACCCAUGCCUCGAGGUUCGGUUCUCGGCACCUCCCAACUUCCAAGCUAAUGUAUUUACCUUUGGCCCCAUCGGCCUCGCUCUCUCCAUCGGCAAGCCCGUCUGACUGUCCGGGCCCGGGCCCGGGCUCGUAUUCCGGCGGCUCUGUGCACGCAGUUCCUCCAAUUGCCAUCGUUUGCCUCGAGCUUGUGUUCGUGGAAUCUCAUGAGGCCAUCCAAGGCUUCUUUGAACUCCUUGUUGCCGGCGUGGGGGUUGAAGAUUCCGGCGAUCUCGCCGGCGUCGGUGUCGAAGAACAGGGGGAUGAGGUUCUUCUUCUGGGCGAAGAACCGGAUCUCUUCCAGGGUGAGGUGGUUGCAGAGGCUGGCGGCGGUGAUGAUGGCGACGCCGUGAGCGACGGAGGAUAUGACCCUGUCGGCGAUUUCGUGGCUCUGGUUGUCGGAGUAUCUGGCUCGGUCGGCGACGAAGCAGGCGAUGCCUUGGAUUUCGAGUUCCGAUUUGAGCCACUUGCAGAGGCGGACGAGAUUAGGGUUCUGGCCGUGGUACCCGAUACGUCGCAGCUCCGGAGCUUGGCAUUCGACGCCGGUGAGACGGAGCCCUUGGCGAAGGAGAUUCUUGGGAUCUGGAACGAGAACGAAAUUCGCGGCGCCGGCUCCGCCGCCGCCGGUUUCUCCGGCGGCGGAGUGUGGGAGGUGCUGGGGAUGUCGUCGGACUGGGAGCCGGAGCAAGAUACCGGCGGGGAAGGGGAGGUCGCCGGAGUGGGGCAACUCCCUUCGCCGGGGACAGGGGUGUCGCCGGUGUCGGCGGCGGCGGCGGUGGAGGAGGAGACCGCCCGCGGGGAAAUGUACGGAGACUGCAGGGCGGACACGAAGGCCGACGACGGCGGGGAGACCAACGGCGAGUUAUACGGCGACGAGGACACCGAGUUGCUGGCGGGUUUCUUCCCGCCGGCGUUUGCGAUCUUGAUGGUUAGGGCCUUGGCGUUUGCUUCUUCAUCCAUGGUGGAGAAUGUGGCUACUUUUGAUGAAAAAUCACAGGAAAAUGCCAUGUUCUGA
Molecule: messenger RNA, 1152 nt
Organism: Striga asiatica
Lineage: Eukaryota; Viridiplantae; Streptophyta; Magnoliopsida; Lamiales; Orobanchaceae
Source: the annotation of a GenBank genome assembly